AUGAGCGCUCCUGUCCGCAUGACUUUUGGAGCACAACCUCAUUGCCUCAUUUCAACAAAGUUUAUCACUGGAGUGCUUUUGCAAGGACGCGGAGAUGGAGAUGAAUGGGUGGCUUCGUACACUCUCUCUUUUAGCGAUGAUGGAGUCUUCUGGAGAUUUGCUAACGACCUCUACCACAAUCAAAAGAUUUUUGAGGGGAACGUGGACUCGUACCAAGCAAAGCACACGUACCUGGAUGAGGCUGUGAUCACUCGCUUUGUUCGUAUUUAUCCAUUCACAUGGAAUCGACAUCCAAGUCUUAGAGUUGAACUCAUCGGGUGUCAGCCUUGUCGACAAUUACUCGGAACUCCACCAUACGCACGCUACGGUGCCUCUACAACUCGUAGCAAGAAGCAUGGGAAAACUUGUACCGCGGAAGACGGACACUACUUCAGUAACAAAGCAUGGUGCGCAAAACGUCAAAAUGGUCAGUUGUCAUUCCUCUUCCAUGCGCCUAACAGGAAGUUGGCGGUUGCCCCUGAUAUGAGUAUGCAGUGGUACCAAAUCGAUCUGGGUCCACCGACCCUCAUUACUGGCAUUAUUCUGAGACCGCGCGGGGAUAGCAAGUGGCAACAAUAUGUAACACUUUUCAAAUUGUCCUACAGCAAUGACAGCCUGCUGUGGUUCUUCUACAAGGAGGCCGCACAUCUCGACCAGCGCGUGUUCACGGGCAACACGCAAACUCUGACGGAACGUGUGCACUACCUUGUGACGCCGGUGGUGGCGCGCUACGUCCGCAUCCACCCAAUCAGCUGGCGGGGCCGCAUCGCAAUGCGCGUCGGAUUGUUGGGUUGCCGCCACCACGGCAAGUGCGGACCUGGUUUCUUCCGCAUCAACGAUAAAAGCUCCUGUAUUCCUAACUUGGCGUAUAAGAAGGACGCGUGGAUGUCAAGCAAUCCGGAAAAUCCGAGGCGCAAAUUCUCCGUGUCGUCCCCAGUGCCAUACAAUUCGGUACCUCAGGAUCCAUUCACCCCGGUCUACUCAUUUCUACCACCUACCUCACCUAUGUCGUCUCAGACUACUCCAGCGCGUACUUCAGCCUUUUUCCUAGACGCUACUCCCAAACCCAUUUCGCCAACCACACCAAUUAAUGAUUGGAGUCUUCAUGACGUGAUGCUGGGUGACGAGGGGUAUGUCGCCAAAGACGAAGCAGCAAUGCGCGCCAUCGACGGCUUCACUGGUCUGGAGGAAGAUAGGGAGGAGAGACAGUUCAUAAAUCAACAUGAAACAUUGUUGAAAGACUCGCCCUUCAGAGUCAACAGCAAGCGAGCUUUGCGCUCUGUCUCGGUGGUGGAGCCACAGCUCCAUCAGUGCACCAUUCUGCGAUACACGUGGCCCUUCCAAGAAACGCCUAGCUGGUACGUAGACCUACAAGAACCACAAGAAGUUCAAGGUGUUAUUCUCUAUACUGGCGGACACGGAAAAUCUUCACCGUUUCUAGAGCGUAAUGCUGGUACAAUUAUUUCAAUAGCGGAAGCCUACCGCAAGUUGAUAGUGCAAAGCUUGCAAGGCAUAUCGGAGCUUGUGGUACGCAUGAACAAUCUUGAGCGGGUAGCCGUGUACGUGGAGGGCGAGUCUGUACCGGGUGGGCGACAGCUCUGUGGCCACGUGACCCGCUUGAAUGAUGCCGUCUUUGCACCCAAACUACACAUCACAUGUCACCGACCCACGACGGGACGUUACGUCAUCGUUGAAGCCUACGGCUUGAUGACCACUUGGCCCAAGGACUACCUCGCGGCGCUCUGUGAAGUCCAAGUCUACUAG
This is a messenger RNA of Hydatigera taeniaeformis, 1803 nucleotides long. The record is from the annotation of a GenBank genome assembly. Lineage: Eukaryota; Metazoa; Platyhelminthes; Cestoda; Cyclophyllidea; Taeniidae.